Molecule: messenger RNA, 3345 nt
Organism: Bipolaris maydis ATCC 48331
Lineage: Eukaryota; Fungi; Ascomycota; Dothideomycetes; Pleosporales; Pleosporaceae
Source: RefSeq, a predicted model, not a curated record
AUGCCCUUCUUCAAGAAUGUCUUCAAUUCAAAGGACAAGCAAAAGUCAAAGACGGCUCCCGAGCCCGCCGCUCCGCCCAAGCCUCGCUGGGAAGAGUCAUGGACGCGCAAAGAGGUGGCACCAGAAGAGAUCCAGGAGCUCGUCCACGUCUGCACACAGGAAAUCAAGUCGAGGGCUCUGGAUAUGCCCUUUAUGCUACUGCCCUUUCGCCCCACCUCAGACACAAGCGCCUCGCGCAACUUCGUCCGCAACUUCUUCAAGGCCGCCUACGAAGAAACAGGCCAGUUUUCCGGCGAGCAGCUGGCACAAGAAUUGCGUCUGACCGCACCCUUGACGCUAUGCAGUAUCAUCAAGUGGUGCUGGAGCAGGCUGCCCGGCGGCGUAGUCACCUGGGAUGCAUAUGAGCUCUUUCGCAUUGGCGAGUCUGACUCGAACUUUGCCCGACAUUCUUUCGACACCUUUAUCCCCAUGAGCGUCGAUUCUGAGUCACGCAAAAGCAUAAUCUUUGACUUCUUUGACCUAUUGUCUUCUGUGGCUGCCCGAGGCAAGACUAAUGGCAUGGGUGGUAGAAAGCUUUCUCGUCUUGCAGGCUGGUGGGCAUUCGAGUUUCAUGAAGACAACAAGGGUUUCGACGGAGGAUACCGCACAUGGGAGAAGGCCGCGGAUGCAGCAAGUCAUCUCUUCUUCGCCUAUCUGCGAUCGCUUUCACCAGACACAAAUGUGGUCGGAGCCAUAUCCACUCUACCACGGUCCCUUCAAGCCCUACUCUCCCAGACUGAAUAUCCUCCCCAGGUACCCACUCUGAUGCAGACCCGCACGACCAAGGUAGUCAUGAUCGUAGAUUCGGUCUCGCCUACGCCAUUUGCCCUGCUCCGCCGCGCAAAACACUUCGAGUACCGAGACGACGACCGAGCCUUGCAGAGGUUUUCAGAGUACGAGGAUACAGUCAAAGCUCUGACUGAUGAGUGUCGCAGAGUGCUCGAGUGCAUUUCAACCGCCAACCAGUCUAACGUAGCAAGUUUGACAGAUCCCACUACACCAGAUCCCUCGUGGUCCCGCUUUGAGGACUUUGGAUUCGCAGGCAUCUUGGAUAAUCCCGGCACUACUAACGGAUCCUCGCUAGGUGGCGGUCCAAGCGACUUUUCUACCUUUGGGCCGGCUGCACGCACAAAGAAUGCCGACUUUGGUCGCCCUACGACUCCUUCGUGGGCAGAUUUCCUGUCCUCUGGGUUCGCAGACGAGAACAAUAAAUCUCCACCAACCACUCUCCUGAUGCCUAACCAGAAGCUGCCGCCUCUGGGUGAGCAUCGUGUACACAGCUCGCAAUCCCACAUGCGCAACGGGCUCAAAGAAGACGAUCUUGACCCUGGUGAAUUGGCUAGUAUCACCAAAUUCGAGCUCGACGAAACGUUUUGGUGGGUGUGGAUGAUCAGUCUGGCUUCUGAAGAGACCGCGGAUCGCAAGGCCGCCUUCGGUCGAUGCACGUUAAUCGAGACGCGCAUCCAGGGCGCAAAAUGGCUGGUCAUGGAAGAGCAGGUCAAGGGUGCUUCGGAUGGUCCUGAGGAAGGUGCGUACAUUGUGGAGAAGAAAUCAAAGUUCAGUUUCACAAAACGUGGGCGACUUGGUCGGCGCAAGUCAACCGGCAAGAAGCCAUCUCUAAAGGAGCCCUACAACCGCUCUACUACCGACACGCCCAUGAGCAAGACUAGCAUCGGACCAGACCAGCACGCGAGAAUCCAGGCUGCAGCUGCAAAGUUGGCCCAAGGCGAGCGAGAUGAGAAGGAUGCAAAGGAGCUUGCCCAACGUCGAGGACGCCAUGAAGACACCACAUCCAUCAAGACAAACAGCGUACUGACCUUACAGCCACACUUGGUCAACGAGGCUGGUCCAGCGAUGAAAUGGGACAAGAAAUUUGGCGAGGCUGCGCUCGAUCGUGACGCCCUCCGCGCACAGUACCUGGGUGAUACUAGUGCUGGCAAGGGGUCAAAGAACAAUUUGCACUUGACCGCUAACGGACGCACGUCACCAAUGCCCUCGAAUGCAUCGAACCGCGAAUUGCCUCCUCUACCCAAAUCAGAGAAGGAUCCCGAUGAAUCCGUUACGCCAGUGCCUUGGCCAGACUCGCCUAUUCAGUCGCCACGCGCUCCGGUCAAGUCAUACCAAACAUCAUCUGGUCCAGAGAAGACGUUGUCUCCCGAAGAGACGCCUCUUCCUGACGACAAGUCUGCCCAGGCAUCUACGACUCCCAGUCAGCAUCCUGCUCUGAGGAAAGCAGUGGCCUCCCAGCCCAAAGAUCGUGUCAGUGAGGAUAAGGGGACCGUGCCUGAAAAGAAGCAAUCGCCGGCCAAGCUCAAGAAGAAGGAAGGAGGUUUCCGAAAGCUGUUCGGUAGGAAGAAGACGGAGACACCAGCAGCUGGUCAGUCCGCGGAUGAUUCUUACUUCCCACCGGAUGCUGUCCGAAGCGAGUCUCGAGUUGACGACCGCCAAGCUAGCGCACGAGUACCAUCUCCAACAUACACUGAUGAACAGCCCGAGCCUGUACGGGCCCCAUCACCAAAGUUUGACCCUAGCCCUGCCGAGUCCUCUACCGGCAUACCCGAGCCCAAUUCAUCUGCUGAACCUAUGCCUGGCGGCCCUGCUACCCAGCAAGAAAUUGACAAAGCCUUUUCUCGAUUUGACCAAGGCCCAAUGGAGGAAAUGCCUGCUUUCGUUCCUGAAGAUAGCGAUGAAGAUGCCGCCGUAGCUCCAUCUGUACCCCGACGACCAGUUCAACAGGCCAACCCAAGGACGCCAACUCAACGUGCACCUCAUGAAGCAGACGAUGUGUCGGAGGAGUCUGUCGAGUUCGCCAAGCAGCAGUCACCAUCGCACGACCGAUGGGCGCAGAUCAGGAAGAAUGCGGCAGACCGUGCAGCCAGAUUGAGCGAGGAGCAGGUCCGCCGUAGCCGAAGCCAGAGCCAGAGCCAGCGGACUGAUGAAGGCGAGACGAGCGGCGAGGAGACGAUUGAGAGCCGUGUUGCGCGCAUCAAGGCACGUGUGGCUGAGCUGACUGGCAAUGUCGACGGCCAGCCAGUUGCAAGUGGACCUGGCGCGGGCAGACAGUGGUAGAUUGUGCAGUGAUUCCUUGCAGCAUUACAAGACCGCCCCCGUCUGAUUUCCAAGCGUAUAAAGAGCUCGAUACCCUUUUUCUCCGAUUUUGCGGAUGUUUCCCCAGUUAUACCUUUUUUCUUAUUACGACAAUUGGUCCAAGUUUGCUUUUUUUUAUCCUGCCGCACGCUCUCUCUCUCUGUGGGUGUGUAUGUGUGUGUUAUUCCCAAUAGGCUGUAAUCACUUAUUAACCACUUU